AUGAGUUUACGACGAUCAAUUGUGUUAUUAAUAUUGUACAUUUAUCGAACUAUUUCGUCAAGUGGUCGACGUUUUCGUUAUUGGAGGCUUGCUAUUGUCGCUGUCAUUAUCUGUUUCAUCAUUGCUGUAUCUACUCUAAUAAAAAAAACGACUCUUGGUAAUAAUAGUUUAGAGCAUCGAUUAUCGAAGAUAGAGGAAAAAAAUAAAAAACAUGAAUUUAUCAUUGAACAACGAUUUAUGACUAUGUUUAUAAAUGAAACUAAUACUAACAUAACAUUAAAGGAAUCACAUGAAAAAAUACCAUCUGAUGCACGUUUACGUUAUUCAUUUAUUGAUAUUGAUCAUCUUAAUGUUGAUAUAAGUUAUCUUGAUGAAGCAUAUCGUCCUUCACAGCAAUUAAAUAUCGAUCUUUUAUCUGCAAAGAGUCAUCCAUAUACGCGUAUACUUAAUGUUAAAGGUAAUUCUACUGUUAUCAUAUACAAUCGACUACCGCAAUGUUACGAAUUUACCAUGAGAUCAUUAUUACACGAUGUAUCUCGUGUUCAUUCAUAUACUUAUGUAUCAAGUACAAUAUAUGUUCCAUUUUCUUAUAAUAAAUCUGCAUCACUUUCGAUAGCACGAUCGUUAAAUCAACAUAAAUUUAAACAAUUAAUAUAUGAACGACAUAUAUAUUUCUUUGAUUUUUAUGCAUUACAAUUUCCUAAUCAUCCUGUAUGGAUUAAUCUAGUUCGUGAUCCAAUAGCUAGAAUAGCAGCAGAAUAUGAACGUUCACGUGAAAUUUGUCGAACGACAAAUCGUUGCUUUGUACAAGCAGAUACAAUAAAAGAAACACUUGAUGAAUGUGUUGUAAAACGAUCACCAAAAGAAUGUAUUUCAUCUCAAAAUGGUAUUGCAAGGAUGUUACCAUUUUUUUGUGGGCUAACAUUUCCAAAGCGAUGUCAAAAAGAAAAUGAUUGGGCAUUACGAAAAGCAAAACAAAAUAUUAACCUUUUCUAUACAGUUGUUGGUAUUGCAGAAGAAUUUUAUAAAUUUUUAUACGUUCUUGAAAAACUCCUACCACAAUAUUUUAAACUUGCUCGUCUUAUAUUUAUGAAUCAACAAAAUUCAAAAAUAUUGGUAGAUGACAGAGAUUUGAAUAUUCGACUUCCAAAUGAAAACACAAUCAAACUUCUUAAACCACUUCUUCAAUACGAAUAUGAUUUAUAUGAUUAUAUUAAACAACGAUUUUUACGUCAAUAUGAAUUAUUAGUUGAGCUUGAUAAUUGA
Molecule: messenger RNA, 1266 nt
Organism: Rotaria sp. Silwood2
Lineage: Eukaryota; Metazoa; Rotifera; Eurotatoria; Philodinida; Philodinidae
Source: the annotation of a GenBank genome assembly